AACACUUGGAAGUGACAUUUAUUGUCUCGCACACCUGGUAACCGCCCUAUGUAUAUGACCCUCAAUUUCAUUGAGUACCGCCAAAUUUUGUAUCUGUCCGACUUCGGUUAGGACUUAAGAUGAGUUUUAGAUUGGGUCUAGGAAGAUGCAGCCGGCAUAUAGUGUGCCGGGCAUCCGCAACUCACCCUAGCUGGUCAUAUCUACGUCAAUCGCAAUGCAGAAUGUUGGCUACGGCCAUAGCCACUGAGAAGCCUCUCGUAUCAACUUCGCCUGGUCAACUCAAGUUCGCAUACCCUAAUAAUAUCACUAGUAACUUGAAAAGGACCUCACUCCCUUACUUUUGGUUACGCGAUAACUGUCGGUGCAACAGUUGUAUCAAUCAAGAUACUAGGCAGAGGAACUUCAAUACCUUCGAUAUCACCGACAAUAUUCAGCCGUCGCAGAUUGAAGCGACUGAAGACGGGGUUAAGAUACAAUGGUCAGGGGACGAUCACAAAAGUUUCUAUCCGUGGGAUUUCCUAGAAUUCUAUCUAAGCUCCAAUAGAAGAGCGCCAGAACCCAUUGAGAUAGAAUAUUUCGGAGCACAAGGGUCUCAGAGCUCACGUAGCUGGCCGCCGUCUUUGAAAUAUGGUGAAUUCUCAGCAAACGAGGCCGAGACAGUUGGCCGCUUGACGGAUUUCAUCAGGCGCAAUGGCUUUGCAUUCAUUACCGAAGUACCAAUUGAAUCCGCCGAACCGACCGAGAAGUUAUUGGAGAAGAUCGCGUUUAUCAGGCUGACGCAUUAUGGCGGCUUCUACGACUUCAUUCCAGACCUCGCCCUCGCCGACACUGCGUACACGAACCUAGCACUAGGCGCUCAUACCGACACCACUUACUUCACUGACCCGGCAGGGCUGCAAGCAUUCCACCUACUUUCCCAUACGGACAAUAGUUCCAGAGACAAACCAGGAGCAAACCUUGGAGGACAGUCCUUGCUUGUCGAUGGUUUCAAUGCUGCAAACAUUCUCAAGAAGGACGACCCGAAAGCCUUUGAAGUGCUAAGUCGAGUCAAGUUACCAUGGCAUGCUAGCGGUAACAAGGGUAUCACAAUAUCACCCGACAAACUUUAUCCGGUUCUCGAAGUCGAUGAGAGCACUGGGCAGCUGCAGCGGGUUAGAUGGAAUAACGACGAUCGUGGAGUUGUUCCCUUCGAUAGCGAGUAUUCACCAGAAGAAUGGUAUAAAGCCGCAAGGAAGUGGGAUAGCAUCUUGAGAAGAGAGUCUAUUGAAUACUGGUUUCAGCUUAAGCCUGGCAACCUAUUAAUCUUCGACAAUUGGCGAGUCUUACAUGGUAGAAGCGCAUUUACGGGAGUGCGGAGGAUAUGUGGGGGAUAUAUUAAUCGGGAUGAUUUUAUCUCGAGAUGGAGAAAUACCAAUUAUCCACGAGACGAGAUCCUGAAGCGAGUUAUAGGCUAGCGCUCACUUGGUCAUAACCCGCCAUAACCCCCGGUCCUAUCGACCACGAUCGGGUAAAGCAGGUUCCAAAUCGGCGAAAAUGUCUCUUGGCUUUCAAGUUUAGUCAUUGAGAGAUAUUCGAGUUACUGUAAAUGGUAAUCCAGUUACUUAUAACGUUUUACUGUCAGACUGUAUUUGUCUCUUUCACCAACCUUUUAACAUGGAUGACGGGAAUCAAGUGACUUUCCCCCGUGCUUCUUUGCCUAAAGGUCUUAGGUACUACGUACUAUAGACAGAUGAAACCUAGCUCUCGCUUAUCUCCAUCCCUCCAUGUGCC
Molecule: messenger RNA, 1770 nt
Organism: Annulohypoxylon maeteangense
Lineage: Eukaryota; Fungi; Ascomycota; Sordariomycetes; Xylariales; Hypoxylaceae
Product: Trimethyllysine dioxygenase
Exons: 10
Coding region: 120-1454 (444 amino acids)
Biological process (GO): carnitine biosynthetic process
Cellular component (GO): mitochondrion
Molecular function (GO): iron ion binding; trimethyllysine dioxygenase activity
Source: RefSeq, a predicted model, not a curated record